Molecule: messenger RNA, 2827 nt
Organism: Camellia sinensis
Lineage: Eukaryota; Viridiplantae; Streptophyta; Magnoliopsida; Ericales; Theaceae
Product: alpha/beta-Hydrolases superfamily protein
Biological process (GO): lipid metabolic process
Molecular function (GO): glycerophospholipid phospholipase A1 activity
Source: RefSeq, a predicted model, not a curated record
AAAAAAUUCGGGGAGAGACGGAGAGAGAGAGAGAGAGAGAGAGGCGUAAAAGUUGGCGAUCCGUUUGCUUAAAAAACACAGACGAAACCUUUUUCAUGCUCUUUAAAUUGCUCGUCCCCUCAAUCUUCUCCCUCUCUCUUUUUCUUUCAAGCUGUCUCUCUCUGUCGUUAAUAAAAGACAAAGAAAAGUCUCAAUUUCAAACAUCGUUUAACACGUUCACGCCAUACUCUCCGGAAUUGCUCUUUACCUUCGAUUCCCAAAUCACCGGAAAAAUAUAUAUAUAUAUAUAUAUAUAUCUGAGAAAGAGACAGAAUCAGAUUCAGGGAAGCAAAGAUUUGAAAGAUCAAGAUGGACGGUCUUCGUUUCAUGACUGGGUUACACGGCGUAACUUCCCAGAUCGCCGUCGCCGGCGGAGGCCUCGACAUCCGUACCGCCGCUUUGGGGAGAUCGACGGCGGCUGCAAAUGCGAUUUCGGUUGACAAACCGACAAUUUCGGGGGCGGCGCCGCCUCGGAGGACGGGGCGGUGGGGGUUUUCUUUCAAGCCCCCUCUCAGAUCUCUGUGGCCCGGAGGUGUGAAAAGGAACGACGCCAUUGCCCUCGACGACGCCGUUUUGGUGGAGGAGAAAGAGCAAGGUGCUGUUGUUGUUGGUGAUGAAGAGGUUGAGGCAAUGGAAGGGCAAAAUCAGAACUGGGUGUUGAAGAUUCUUCAUGUGAAGUCUGUGUGGAGAGAUAAAGGGAAUGAGGAGGAAUCUAGGGGAAAAAAGGAGCAAGAAAUUGGGGGUGUUGAUGAUGAUGAUGAUCAAAGAAGCGAAUGCUCUGGUGGUGCUGAAAAUGAUGAAGGGUGUGAUGUUUGUAGAGUUGAUGAUGAUAAUGACGAUAAAAUUGAAUUCGAUAGGGAUUCGUUUUCGAAGCUGCUUCGAAGGGUGUCGUUGUCUGAUGCGAGGCUAUAUGCUCGAAUGUCGUAUUUGGGGAACUUGGCUUAUUCCAUACCUCGGAUCAAGCCAGGAAACCUCCUGAAAUCUCAUGGACUGCGCUUUGUGACUUCAUCAUUGGAGAAGAAAGAACUGGCUAUGAAAGCUGAGAAAGAGAAGGGAACUGAAGGUCAAGAAGCAGAAGAAAUUUCAAAGGAGCCAGAAAAAGGGGAGGAAGAGAAGAAUAAGGGGAGUCGAAUAAGUGCAUCUGCCGCUUAUCAAAUUGCUGCAUCAGCUGCUUCUUAUCUUCAUUCUCAGACAAAGAGCUUUCUUCCUUUUAAGUCCUCUAAAUCUGAGGCAUGUGAAACUUCAACUGAAGGAAGCAAUGGAAUUAAUGACAAUGUCUGUAUGAUGGACAAUGAGAUGGCCUCUUUCAUGGCAACCACUGACUCUGUGACAGCUGUGGUUGCCGCGAAGGAGGAAGUGAAACAGGCCGUUGCAGAUGAUUUGAACUCAACACGUUCAUCACCAUGUGAAUGGUUUAUUUGUGAUGAUGAUCUCAGUAGGACACGACUCUUCGUUAUUCAGGGAUCUGAGUCACUUGCAUCGUGGCAAGCCAAUCUGCUAUUUGAGCCCAUUCAAUUUGAGGGUCUUGAUGUUAUUGUGCAUCGAGGUAUAUAUGAGGCUGCUAAGGGAUUGUAUGAACAAAUGUUGCCUGAAGUGCGUGACCACCUUAAAUCUCAUGGUGAUCAUGCUACCUUCCGUUUCACGGGGCAUUCUUUAGGUGGAAGCUUAUCCACGCUUAUAAAUCUCAUGUUGCUUAUAAGAGGUGAAGUCCCGCCUUCUUUGUUACUUCCCGUAAUAACUUUUGGUGCACCAUCAAUCAUGUGUGGUGGGGAUCGGCUGCUUCAGCAGCUUGGAUUGCCACGGAGUCAUAUUCAGGCAGUCACAAUGCAUCGAGACAUUGUGCCCCGUGCUUUCUCUUGCAAUUAUCCUAAUCACGUGGCAGAGCUUCUUAAGGCUGUCAAUGGAAACUUCCGGAAUCAUCCUUGUCUUAAUAACCAGAGGCUAUUGUAUGCUCCAAUGGGUGAGUUUCUUAUUCUUCAACCGGAUGAGAAGUUUUCUCCGCACCAUGAUCUCCUUCCUUCAGGCAGUGGUCUUUAUAUAUUGAGCUGUCCAGUAUCAGAUGCUAAGGAGGCACAGAAGCAACUCCGGGCUGCUCAGGCCAUGUUCUUGAAUUCACCUCACCCACUUGAGAUCCUAAGUGACCGCUCUGCAUAUGGGUCUGAGGGAACCAUUCAAAGAGACCAUGACAUGAAUUCUUACUGGAAAUCUGUUCGGAGUGUGAUCCGCCAAGAGCUCAACCGCAUCAGAAGGGCAAAGCGUGAACACCGCCGCAGAGUUUGGUGGCCGCUCGUAGCACUGCACGGCAUUAAAGCCGGCAUCAUCAUGGGGAGUCCGAUGUCAAGCAAUAACAUGGGCGGUCGAGGUCAAUUCAACUUUUCUGGGAUGGUACAAACUGGGAGAGACUCUUUGAGAAGGUUCAGUAGGCUUGUUGCAUCACAGCAUAUGCAUUUGCUUGUAGUGCUCUUGUUUCCUGCAAGGUUGUUGCUCCUGGGGACAUACAGUGAUCAGUUUUAAUUGAAUUGAAUGGGUCAAAUUUGGGUGGACAACUCACAUUUGAUGUUUUUCGUGUUGAUGUUGUGGGUGGAAAUAUUGUAUUGGUGGAGAGAGAGGCGUGUGGGUGGCAGAUAAGGGGUAGAUGAUUCUUUAUUCAUCGGUUAGAAUGGGGUAAAUCUCAAAAUUGCAUGUAGAAAAACAUUUGAAUGUCAAUGAAAUACAAGGUUUGCAAGCCAACAAUUUUACAAUUUUUAUUUUAGAAGUGAGUUGAGUUUCAAUUUUAAAAUUUUAUCAA